AAGCUCUGAAGUCGAAGCAAAGUUAAUUACAGAGAGAGAGAAAGGAUGGAGAGAGAACUCAGACGACCGAACCCAAUCAACAGCUCUCGCCGGCCGGAGAUAUUUUCUUCAGGCGGUAGUAGUACUCAACUACCGGAAAGCCCACGAGGCCCAAUGGAGUUCUUGUCUAGAUCCUGGAGUGUCUCUGCCUUGGAAGUCUCCAGAGCUCUCCACACCGCCAAAUCAGCUUCAGCCACCAACAGGCCUCCCUCAUCCAUUAACACUCCGAUACCGGAAGAAACGCUAAACCCUGAGAAAGAAGAAUGUCCGCCGGAGAACAGUACUAGUGUUAGUAGCCAGUUCUCGUUCGCUGCCUCGGCCACUUCACAGCUUGUUCUUGAGCGCAUAAUGUCUCAAUCGGUACGGUUACAUAGUUAUGGACCGACCGACACACUCUGUUUUUGUAUCUUGAUGAUGAGUUUAUUCUGUUUUGAAAAAUGAAGGAGGUGUCACCGUUAACGUCGGGGAGGCUAUCACACAGCAGCGGCCCACUCAACGGCGGCGGUUCUUUUACGGAGACAGACAGUCCUCCUAUCUCCCCUUCCGAUGAAUUCGACGACGUCAUCAAGGAAUAGGAAUGUUACGGUAACGCCUAGAGCUCCUCUUUGGUUGGCUCAUUUUAAGAAAGUUAUCGGUAAAUGCUUUUAGAGCGAGCAGUCACUUUACCUCCAUUUCCAAGCAGUUCAUUAAUCCUUUAUUUGCUUUUUGUAGUCCAAUAUAAUGCCAUCAACUUGUUGGAUUUUUCAUUAAGUCAGCCUAUCUAAUAAACCAAUCCUAAUGCAGUAUUUUCGCACCCACAACACCAUACAUCCUCUCUUCUCCGGCACAGGAGGCAGCCGUGGUACCACCGGAAAUGGGAGCAAUACCCCCAUGGCUGGAACCGGUCCAAAGACAGUUGGUAGGUGGCUCAAGGACCGUAAGGAAAAGAAGAAAGAAGAGACUAGGACUCAGAAUGCACAGGUUCACGCAGCUGUUUCUGUUGCAGCGGUUGCAUCUGCUGUGGCAGCUGUAGCAGCAGCCACAGCAGCUUCUUCCCCUGGUAAGAACGAGCAGAUGGCCAGAAUCGAUAUGGCCAUGGCUUCAGCGGCUGCUCUGGUGGCUGCUCAGUGUGUGGAGGCUGCAGAAAUCAUGGGAGCAGAUAGGGAUCAUUUGACAUCCGUGGUGAGCUCUGCCGUGAAUGUUAAGUCCCAUGACGAUAUUGUCACCCUUACUGCAGCUGCUGCAACAGCUCUGCGAGGAGCAGCUACACUCAAGGCAAGAGCGCUUAAGGAAGUAUGGAACAUAGCUGCAGUAUUGCCAGCCGAGAAAGGGGCAAGUUCAGCGUUGUGUGGACAGGUUGACACAAAGCAUAGUGAUAGCAGCUUUAGUGGAGAAUUACCUGUGGCUGGGGAAGACUUCCUUGGCGUCUGUAACCAGGAAUUACUAGCUAAAGGCACUGAGCUCCUCAAACGAACUCGUGGAGGUGAACUCCACUGGAAGAUUGUCUCUGUCUACAUCAACAAAGCAGGCCAAGCUGUGCUGAAAAUGAAAAGUAAACACGUUGGAGGGACCUUCACAAAGAAGAAGAAACAUAUGGUGCUUGAAGUGAGAAAGGAUAUACCUGCAUGGGCUGGCAGAGAUCUUUUCAACGGAGACAAGCAUCACUACUUUGGCUUAAAGACAGAAACAAAGAGGGUCAUUGAAUUUGAGUGCAGAAACCAAAGGGAAUACGAGAUAUGGACUCAGGGCGUAUCCAGGCUACUUGCCAUUGCUGCUGAGAAGAAGCAGAAAAGUUCCAUGUCCAAAUGGAUGGCACCUUAACAACAUAAGCUAGGAAAGAAGUAGAUGCUUUGUAGAACGAACUGCUUAUGAUAAGAAUAGGUUUAAACAUAAUGGAGUAGAAGACAUUCCCUUUUGUAAUAUCCUUUUAUUCAAUUGAGUGAACAGAGAUGACUUCUAAAGCUAACAACAACCUUCACAAGUACAAAUGUAUUGGAUUCUCCUAUCAUGUUACAAGCAGUGAUCAACAUUUCUUUAC
Molecule: messenger RNA, 2056 nt
Organism: Arabidopsis thaliana (thale cress)
Lineage: Eukaryota; Viridiplantae; Streptophyta; Magnoliopsida; Brassicales; Brassicaceae
Gene: FKD1
Product: FORKED 1
Exons: 5
Coding region: 817-1839 (340 amino acids)
Source: RefSeq, marked reviewed